This is a messenger RNA of Bufo bufo (common toad), 1875 nucleotides long. RefSeq names its product transmembrane protein 229B (gene TMEM229B). Lineage: Eukaryota; Metazoa; Chordata; Amphibia; Anura; Bufonidae. The record is from RefSeq and is a predicted model, not a curated record. Bases 734 to 1210 code for a protein of 158 amino acids. The transcript has 3 exons.
ACUACCCAAAAGUAGCCGCUGAGAACCUUUUUAUAGACCAGCAGUGGAAGAACUUUUACGCCCUCAAGUGGUCUAAUCAGACCACAAUUGUAUUUAUUUACAUAUCUGACUAACUCCAUGGACAGUUUUGCAGCAAUCUGACAUUUCUUUCUGGUGCAUUGUUUUUUGUUUUUGUCAAUCAGUGCUUAUAAUUACUUAGUCUUCCUAUUAGUCAAGUGGAUUAUGGCUCUUCUCAUAUUUCCGAUGGAGGCUUCAUCAGUGCUGUGCCACAUCCUGCUUCCUGUUGAAAUGAUGGACACCACGACGGAAACCUGAUAGACCCAUUGUAAGUCAGUUGGGUGCAUUGAGCGCCAUUAGUGCCCACCUGUGUAGAGGCGUACGCUAUUGACAAGGGGAAUGGUACCAUCCAGUUGUCAAUUUAUUCAUACAUUUCCAGGAAUAAUAACAGGAGAACAGCACAAUGCAGAGCUCUGCAGCAUCGUUAUUUUAUGGAGAAGGCACAUAUUUACUAAAACAGACAUGUCGGGAGAGCUGGAAGAUCUGACAUCCACCACACAGGUUAGUCAUUUUAACAGCACUAACCUAUUGGUGCAGCUUCCUUCUUUGAAAGACACCCCCCUUAUUCUGCAGACACCACAGGCUAAUGAUCUGCAGAUCCCUGCAUCUAUUCAGUGCCACAAAUAUACUCUAGGGGAUUUUUGUGGCGGGGUUGGGAUUUUAAUUGGAAUCAACGAUGGUGAAGAAGGAGAAAUCGGGAGGUCUCAGUGGCCUCUGCCGCUGGUACAUUUAUGCACUCCAUGGACUUCUAUGUGAAAUCAUGUUUACAGCAACCUGGGAUUUUGUCACCACCAACAGCUGGAAACUGAUCGGUGUGAGCAGCAUCUGGGCGAUUUUUAUAUACGGAACGGCCAUAUUCAUCAUAGAGAAAAUGUCUCUGUAUCUGGAAGGAAAAUGUCAUCUUCUCUGUAGAUGUCUCCUAUACACUCUCUGGACAUAUGCCUGGGAAUUCUCCACCGGUUUUCUAUUAAAGACUUUUAGUUCCUGCCCAUGGGAUUACUCUCAUUUCAGUGGAAACAUCAUGGGGCUCAUCACCUUGGAGUAUGCAGUGCCUUGGUAUUUUGGCUGUAUGAUAGCAGAACAAGUGGUGAUCAAAAACACCCUCAGAUUGCAAUUCAUCCAGAGUGACCAUAAAAAUAGCAAAGGGGUAUGAUGGCCUUACAAUGAAGAUGGGUGCUGGUUAGCUACUGUGGCUCAUUAGCUCAUUUUACCUCACACUGAUUCUCCCUAGUCUGAAAUAUACCAACAGAGGGCCACAGUCCUGCCCUCAACUUUUUACUGCAACUCUGCCUGUUGAGGUUGGCUGAUCUGAAUGAGCAGAAGCCCACCGCCACCAUCUGUAAAGCAGUGCUGAGAAAGCAGAUCUCCAUUACAGCAGGUAAAAAUCUAAGAAUAAAAAACCUUAUUGUCCAAAAUCCACAGUUUUUUGGUGCUACAGGAUCUAUAGAAGUAGGCCACCUUCACCGCAGAAAAGUUCAGAUAUUUAGAUCCGCUCUGCCGAUAACCCGACCCAGAAAUGCAAAGCAGGUGGAAAGACCAAGUUCCUCCUCUCCACACGAGCACACAGGCAAUCACUGCAAGCUGGCCACGUUGCCUCUCUUUUUACUGGUUUCCUCCUCCUAUAAUUCCUUUUAGAGACAAACAGACACAUUAGUCUGCAAUUGGAAUCAUUGACUAGGCUCUGUGACUUGUGCAAAGGUCAUUGUGCAGGGAUGAGGAGUAGAUAAGCUUUGACAAUCGCCUGUUGUGAAUGGUGGAUCCAUUUGUAAUUCAGCCUGUGAUGAUAAUGAGAUGUCUGCUGAAAAGUGAUCUGUACGG